This is a messenger RNA of Anopheles moucheti, 1940 nucleotides long. RefSeq names its product band 7 protein AGAP004871-like. The record is from RefSeq and is a predicted model, not a curated record. Lineage: Eukaryota; Metazoa; Arthropoda; Insecta; Diptera; Culicidae. The transcript has 3 exons. The coding region runs from base 304 to 1467 and encodes 387 amino acids. Gene Ontology annotation, cellular component: plasma membrane.
UAACGCUUCGGUACGGGUGGACUGUUCGCUGUUCGCGAUUAAACCGGGUCCGUCGGUUCGGGUGGGCGCGUAUUCCGUGCGCUCGUGCUGGUGCGUGCAUAAACUGUGCUAUCAGGUUCCGGUGCGCGUGCAUCCAAUCGAAUCCCUUCGCUGCGGAUCUGUUCACUGCAGAAUAAGCGAUUUAAGUGUGCUCAGUGGUGGGAAGAAUGCUGCAGGUAGAACGCAACCCAAAACCGUGCUGAUAACGAACAGACAGUUGUCCAAAGCUAAUUGUGAGAGUGAGAGUGUCCUGAUAACCGCAAGAUGGAUUGGGGUGAAAGAACGAUCGUGGAAGAUCAGCAGAGUGUUGAUGGAUUGCGGGCGGAUGUGCGACACGAGCCACCGGCACAUCAGCAGCAACAUCUGCUUCAGCAGCCACUGCAACAGCCACUGCUGCAACCGGUCCAGCAGAUCCAUACGUACAUGCCCCAAUCUACAACGCCUUCCCUGCAGCCUCCGCCUCAUCACAGUCCACUCUCACUGGCAAUUCCGAUUUCUGACGCAUUGCGACAUCGAACUGCCGAAGCCGAUUCGAUAGGAUGCGUGGAAGUGCUGGCCACCGUGUGCUCGAUCGUGCUGAUGGUCCUGACCCUGCCGAUCUCGCUGUUUCUCUGCUUCAAGGUGGUGCAGGAGUACGAGCGUGCCGUCAUCUUUCGGCUCGGUCGAUUACGUUCCGGUGGGGCCCGCGGACCGGGCGUCUUCUUCGUCCUGCCCUGUAUCGACAACUACUGCAAGGUUGAUCUGCGUACCGUGUCGUUCGAUGUCCCACCGCAGGAGGUACUGACGCGCGAUUCCGUCACCGUGUCGGUCGAUGCCGUCGUGUACUAUCGCAUACGGGAUCCGCUGAAUGCCGUCGUGCAGGUAGCCAACUACAGCCACUCGACACGGCUGCUGGCGGCCACAACGCUGCGGAACGUGCUCGGUACGAGAAAUCUGUCCGAGUUACUGACGGAACGAGAAGCCAUCUCGCACUCGAUGCAGGUCACGCUGGACGAGGCUACCGAUCCGUGGGGCGUACAGGUAGAGCGUGUUGAGAUCAAGGACGUUUCACUGCCGGAUUCGCUGCAACGCUCGAUGGCAGCGGAAGCGGAAGCGGCACGUGAAGCUCGUGCCAAAGUGAUCGCCGCCGAGGGUGAGAUGAAAUCGUCCCGCGCACUGAAGGAAGCCUCCGACAUCAUGUGCGAAAGCCCGGCCGCACUACAGCUGCGCUACCUGCAGACGCUCAGCAGCAUUGCCGGCGAGAAGAACUCCACGAUCGUGUUUCCGCUACCGAUCGAACUGAUCGGACCGCUGAUGAACUUCACGUCCUCGCUGGGUGUGCAGCGCACCACGGCACCGAUGCAGGCGGCACCGUGUGGCCCCUCCACGACGACCAGCACAUCGUCACCGCUGGACGGCCAUCCCGGGCAUCAACCGCCACCCGAGUAGCAGCAACUUCCGCGCGUACACUUACAACGACGCCACCAUCAUCAGCAUCGGCGGCAUCAUCACCAGCAGCGGCCAGCGCACCGACACCGCGAACCGGGUCCAUCCGGUGACCGUAAGAUCGUCGGACCGAGCGUCAUUGGAUCCGCCUCAUCUUACUCCCUAUCCUCGGCGGAAGAUUCGGCCCUCUGCUCUCCCACCAACCGUUUGGCACGAUUUAUUCUAGAUCUGUAGGGCGUGGGAACUAUUUUCUAUUCAACCACAUAAACGAGGAGGGCAAGGAGGGAAUGAACAGCGUAGCGUAAAUAACAUAAAAAGCGAAACAAUACAUAAUAUGCUCCAUCCACGGUCGAACGAGCCAAACAAUCAAACGAUAUACUAGUUGUUGAUGUUUAACAGUGUUAUCAUUUGCCAUUAUUCUCUUUUGAAUGUGUUUUAACGUAACGAACAUGAUUGUAAAUAAAGCCGUAUUCGUA